Messenger RNA from Wickerhamiella sorbophila, 1284 nucleotides. RefSeq names its product Myb-like DNA-binding protein BAS1. The transcript has a single exon. The record is from RefSeq and is a predicted model, not a curated record. Bases 1 to 1284 code for a protein of 427 amino acids. Lineage: Eukaryota; Fungi; Ascomycota; Dipodascomycetes; Dipodascales; Trichomonascaceae.
AUGGACGGACCAGAAAUUGUCUCGCCGGCUAGCGAAACGAGCUCACAGUUGGAUCAAACGCAAGGACCUCAACAGAGAAGACUAUGGACGCAAGAAGAAGACGAGAAAUUGCGUUUGCUCGUGUCGUACUGGGGUGACCAAUGCGGGCGGAACGGCCACUGGGUCAAGAUCAGCUCUCAUUUCGACAAUAGAACACCUAAAGACUGCCGCAAACGGUGGUUUCACUCACUAGACCCUCGCCACAAGCGCGGAAGAUGGACAGAGUCAGAGGAUAGAACGCUAAUUGAAGCCUACGAGCGCCUGGGUCCCCAAUGGCAGCGGGUCGCCCAACUGAUUCCUGGCCGUACUGACGAUCAGUGCGCCAAACGAUGGUCUGAUGUUCUGGACCCUAGUAUAUCCAUGCGAUUGAGAGACUGGGACGAAGAAGAAGACCGUAAACUCUUGGAUCUUAUUGAGAAAUAUGGCACGAAAUGGCGCGUUAUCAGUAAAGAAAUGGAAGGAAGAACAGGAUUAACGUGUCGAAACCGCUGGAGAAAGCUUGUGCGAAUGAGCGAAAAGGCCCAGCAAGCCGCAGAUAAAGCCAAUUUUGCCAGCCAACAAGCGAACGGUCCCCUGCCGCCCCCGCCUAAAGAACUAAGUCUUCUGGAAGCUAUUAUGCCUAGUGGAGAUGCUCCAGCGCCUUCGACAAUCGCGUUUUUAUCUAAUAGAGGUGGUACAGACCAAACAACGGGUCAGUCUAUUCAUCCAUUCAAUCAUGAGUCUUUGCAAUCUGGGAAAACAUAUACGAUGUCUAUCGAAGAUCCCGCUUCGUACGAAGACGGCGGUUCUGGCACAGAUGCUCAGCAAUAUGCUCUUAACGAACUUGAUCUUGAUAAAGUUCUAGAUGCCGCUGCUAAAAACCAGCAGAAAAUCGUCAUUCACCAACACAUUUAUACAAUAUACGCCCCAAGUGGUAGUGGAAUUGCACCACGAGCGCCUGGGCCGCACAGUGCAAUGAACCAGCCAAGCUCACAACUACUCCAGCAAGCACAGCUCCAGCAUGCUCAUCAUCGGCAGCAGCAGCAGCAACAGCAGAUUCAACCCCAGGUCCAACCGACCCCACAGCCCCAGCAGCCUAUUUCUUCCGACCUGCAGUCGAGUGGACCGCUUCCCGUCGGUGCAAUGACACCCGCAAUGGGUGGAUUGCCCGACGAGUUCAUGGUCAUGCCCGGAAUGCUCUUUGAUAUUGACCGUCAGGACCAAACCGAGCUCCAGCUCGACUAUCUUGCUUUCAACCCAUCGUAA